CUCGUGAAAUGACUUUUCAGUCAUCACUAUACCAUCACUUUCAUCCCUGCACCUCAUCCUUCCUCCCUAUUGAGCACGCCGCACCUAUAGCGAUCCAUUCACCAUGGACGUGAAGCCUGUUCGUAGCUCCGAUGGGUCGGCCAAGAGCGAGAUGGGUGCCAUUGCACCUCCCACUCUCCUCAACGACGCCGAUGAUCUCGACCGACAAAUUGCCACUAUGUCGCCGGAGGAGUACGCAAAGGUAGAGAAGAAGCUCAAGAUCAAGAUGGACCUUCAAGUCGUCCUUCUCUGCGGUGUCUUCUAUCUCCUGAGCUUCCUCGACCGGACAAAUAUUGCAAGCGCCCGGAUCAUGGGAUUGGUGGAGGAUCUGAAGCUCUCGGAGCAUGAUUUCAGCGUCGUCCUGACCGUUCUCUAUCCCACAUAUAUCUGCUUCGAGAUCCCUUCCAAUCUUCUGCUCAAGAAGGUCGGAGCUGCACGACUGCUCCCAACGCUCGUCGUUUGCUGGGGUAUUGCAUGCAUCACACAAGGUGUCGUCACCACCAAGACCGGUCUAUACAUCAAUCGUAUUUUCUUGGGUCUAGCAGAAGCAGGACUUCUACCCGGUCUGAUCCUCUACAGCACCUUCUUCUACAAGCCUUCUGAAAUUCAAUUGCGACAAGCGAUCUACUUCGGUGGUGCAUCCAUGGCUGGUGCUUUUGGAGGCCUCAUCGCCGCCGGUAUCGAGAAUAUCCAGGCUGCAGGAUGGAAUCCAUGGAGGUGGCUCUUUAUUGUUGAAGGGCUGCUCACCGUCUUCGUCGGCUUCAUCUGCUUCUUCCUGCUGCCCAACGGCCCUGAGAAGCUCAAAGGUCUCACACCUCUUGAGAAGCGAGUCGCUUUGCACCGUGUGGGCAAGGGAUCUGGACAGGACUAUGCAGCGGGAGAGAAGCAUGCUGCUCUUAUCAACCCUGGUCAGGAUCAGUUCGCCCCUGUCGGCAACCCCGACAUUGAGCGUGAGACGCACAGAUUCAAAUUGAACGUCUUCUGGAAGGUCGCCACCGACCCCUUUGGGCUUCUACUGGCUAUGGUGAACUUCUGUACGGUCGUCGGUGUCUUCUCCACCGCGUUCUUCGCACCCACCAUUGUGCGCUCCCUAGGAAUCUCCACUCAGCGCACGACCAUCCUACUCCUGACGGUGCCUCCCUACAUCGCUUCUUUCCUCUUCUCAAUUGCUCUGGGUGUGUUUGCGGGUCGGUAUCGCUGGCGUGGUGGAGCCUGCUUCAUGGGCAUUACCCUAGCCAUCGUCGGAUAUGCAACUGCAUACGCUGCCUCUACUCCAGCUGGUGGCUAUGCUGGACUGAUCAUCAUGUCCAUGGGAUCAUUUUCCCUCGGUCCUAUCAUCUUCGCUUGGUCCUCACUUGGGACAUGGAGUCACUACAAGCGCGCCAUCACCGUCGCCUUGAUGAUCGUCUUCUCCAACUCGGGAGCCAUCGUCAGUGUCUGGCUAGACUUUCCCGAAGAGGGAAGCGUGCAACAUGCCUCUGGCUUCCUCAUCAACCUAGCCCUGAACAUUGCUGCCCUCUUCUUCCUUGCCGCACUUGAGACCUACGUCUGGUACGACAGGAGGGAAAAGGCGGCCGGGAGGAGAGAUUGGAAGGCCGAUAAGGUCAGGGAACAAUUCCCAGGCGCUACACCCGAGCAGGUCAGAGAGUACUUGGGCGACGAGGCGGCUGAGUUCAAGCGGGACUAUUAGAAGAAGCAUGUCCCUUGCUCAAUGCCUUCAUUCCUUCCGUACUCGUCCUUCUCGCUUCUCGAACUUCUCACCCGGAAUGGGUUUCUUCCCUCCUCCUUCAUGCCCUUUUAGAUCUCCAUAACGAUAAUGUCCGCGCCCUGCCUGUCACCAUACCUCUCUCCACACUUGUCAUUAUCAAGAAGCCAAAUUCAAUUCUCGUGUCUAUCAUACAUCUUGCGAUCGCUCCAGAAGUGCAUCUUGUCGGGUCUCCCUGCUGCCGCU
Microstroma glucosiphilum is the source of this 1990-nucleotide messenger RNA. Its product is annotated as MFS general substrate transporter. NCBI's taxonomy places the organism in Eukaryota, Fungi, Basidiomycota, Exobasidiomycetes, Microstromatales, Microstromataceae. Gene Ontology annotation, biological process: transmembrane transport. The record is from RefSeq and is a predicted model, not a curated record. The transcript is spliced from 2 exons. Gene Ontology annotation, molecular function: transmembrane transporter activity. Gene Ontology annotation, cellular component: membrane. Bases 104 to 1729 code for a protein of 541 amino acids.